AUGAGAGGCAAAACAGCAGCAGAAGGAGCAGCAGCACCAGCAGCAGCAGAAGAAGAAAAACACAGUGGAAAACACAGAAAGCAGCACCUGCAGCAGCAGCAGCAGCAGCAGCAGCAGCAUCGCCGCCAUAACAAACCAGAUCAGCUGCCGAAGCAGCAGCAGGCGGUGGUUGAUACUCUCAAGACAAACAAAGCAGCAAAAGCAGCAGACAAAAAGAAAGCAGAUAAAACAAGAAAACAAAAACUAGAAAAAAUUCUGCAUGAAGUUCUUACAUUGAUGAAUACAGAGGGGCCCGGGCUGUAUCUGUACGACAUCCGCGACGCUCUAACACAAAAAAAAAUAUUAGAUAGAUGCAAGAUAACCCUGGGGGGGUUGCUGGGGGCGGGGGGUACUGCUGUUGUGUUGAGAGUUUUAGUUGAUGAUGAAACAGAUGCUGCUGUGCUGGGGUGGAAUGAGUUUGCGCUAGCUGUUGUGUUGAGAGUUUUAGUUGAUGAUGAAACAGAUGCUGCUGUGCUGGGGUGGAAUGAGUUUGCCCUGAAGAUGCCUUAUUACUCUUUCGGUGAGCCCGUAGAAAUCACGAAACAGCUGCGGAGACUUGUGCUUGAAGAUAUGAAACUCAUGCUUGACAGCGAGGUAGAGCCGCUGCGGCGAGCAGCAGCAGCAGCAGCAGCAGCAGCAGGAGCAGCAGGAGGAGGAGGAAGCAGAGGAAGCAGAAGAGGUGGUGAGGCCCCUACAGCACGAAAGCUGGUGCAUGAAAACCGAUGGGUAUUGCCUAUAUUCACAGCGAUGCUCGGUGACCCCGAUGAAACUCUCUUUCAACACCAAGAUACUCUGUUUCUGAAUAGUGUAUUACUAGCAGAAGUUAUGGCGGGUGAUGGAGCUGACCUGCUGCAUGAGAGCCCGUACGGCCACGCCGUGGAUCGUAUGCCUAUAGAAAGCCGUUUGUUUGUAUGCGGCCAAGUCAUCGAGACAGUAGCCAAGCUGCACGCCAGCGGUGUGUGUCAUGCAGAUGUGAAACCUGAAAAUUUUUUGAUUGCAAAAGACGGAACUGUUCAUCUCGCAGACUUUGGUAUGGCUGGAAAUAUUGGAGAAAGAAGAAAUUGCACCGAAAAAAUCACUCUUUUGUUCAUGGAUCCGACCCAUGCAAGUUGUUUCGUGCGGGGGGGUCAUACAACACUGAAUGAGAAGUAUGAUGCUUGGUCUAACAGGACCUUCGUGCGGUCGGUGUGCCGCGAUCCUGGGCGGAAAUGA
Eimeria mitis is the source of this 1251-nucleotide messenger RNA. RefSeq names its product Rhoptry kinase family protein ROP30, putative. Gene Ontology annotation, cellular component: cytoplasm; nucleus. The transcript has 3 exons. Bases 1 to 1251 code for a protein of 416 amino acids. Gene Ontology annotation, molecular function: ATP binding; protein serine/threonine kinase activity. Lineage: Eukaryota; Apicomplexa; Conoidasida; Eucoccidiorida; Eimeriidae. Gene Ontology annotation, biological process: mitotic DNA damage checkpoint signaling; protein phosphorylation. The record is from RefSeq and is a predicted model, not a curated record.